Messenger RNA from Balaenoptera ricei (Rice's whale), 1395 nucleotides. It is a transcript of the gene DNAJC25, whose product is annotated as DnaJ heat shock protein family (Hsp40) member C25. The transcript has 4 exons. The coding region runs from base 72 to 1151 and encodes 359 amino acids. Lineage: Eukaryota; Metazoa; Chordata; Mammalia; Artiodactyla; Balaenopteridae. Gene Ontology annotation, biological process: protein folding. Gene Ontology annotation, cellular component: endoplasmic reticulum membrane. The record is from RefSeq and is a predicted model, not a curated record.
CCGCAGCCCAGCCGGGCGCGCGGUGGAGUGCCGGGGUGCGGCUGGGCUAGUGGAGCCGUGGCCCAGCCGGGAUGGCGACGCCGAUCGCUCCGCGCCGGGGAGCCGGCGCUACCGGCCGGCGCUGGUUGGUGCUGCUGCCGCCCCUGCUGCUGGCGGUGCUGCUGCCGCGGCCCGCGGCGGCCCUGGUGGAAGGGCUCUACUGCGGCACGCGGGACUGCUACGAGGUGCUGGGGGUGAGCCGCACGGCGGGCAAGGCGGAGAUCGCGCGGGCCUACCGCCAGCUGGCUCGGCGCUACCACCCCGACCGCUACCGGCCCGAGCCCGGCGACGAGGGCCCCGGACGGACGCCGCAGAGCGCGGAGGAGGCCUUCCUGCUGGUGGCCACCGCCUACGAGACUCUUAAGGAUGAAGAAACUCGAAAAGAUUAUGAUUACAUGCUGGAUCACCCAGAAGAGUACUACAGCCAUUACUACCACUACUACAGCAGGCGCUUAGCCCCUAAAGUGGAUGUGAGAGUUGUGAUCUUGGUCAGUGUGUGCGCUAUUUCAGUGUUUCAGUUUUUCAGUUGGUGGAACAGCUACAACAAGGCAAUCAGCUACCUGGCCACAGUGCCCAAGUACCGUAUCCAAGCCAUGGAGAUUGCCAAGCAGCAGGGAUUGCUGAGAAAAGCCAAAGAGAAGGGCAGAAACAAAAAGUCCAAAGAGGAAAUUCGUGACGAGGAGGAGAACAUCAUAAAGAACAUUAUAAAAAGUAAAAUAGAUAUAAAGGGAGGCUAUCAGAAACCCCAGUUCCGUGACCUUCUCCUGUUUCAAAUUCUCUUAGCUCCCUUUCACCUGUGCUCAUAUAUAGUCUGGUAUUGCCGGUGGAUCUAUAAUUUUAACAUCAAAGGCAAAGAAUAUGGGGAAGAAGAAAGACUAUAUAUCAUACGUAAAUCUAUGAAGAUGUCAAAGUCUCAGUUUGAUAGUCUAGAAGAUCAUCAGAAAGAAACUUUUCUUAAACGGGAGCUUUGGAUAAAGGAGAAUUAUGAGGUCUACAAACAGGAACAAGAAGAGGAACUAAAGAAAAGACUGGCAAAUGACCCUAGAUGGAAGAGAUAUAGGAGGUGGAUGAAGAAUGAAGGGCCCGGACGGUUAAUGUUUGUGGAUGACUGAAGAUUGCUGGAAUGCUACUAUGCCAAACCUUAAUUGUGAUACUAUUUUCAUAACUGAAUUAUUUUAGAAAUGUACUGACUGUUCCUCAGCAGUAACUAAAAUUCCUCAAGUAUUUGAUUAAACAGAAUAAUGUAGAAAUUUAAACUUUCCCUUCAAACUUUAUACAUAAGACAUUUAUGAUUGUUCAAUUUUUAUAAUCAAUUUGUGGAUUUUGUUAAAAGAUUUGACAUGAAGAUUUAUUAGU